Durotheca rogersii is the source of this 2845-nucleotide messenger RNA. RefSeq lists its product as uncharacterized. The record is from RefSeq and is a predicted model, not a curated record. The transcript has 4 exons. NCBI's taxonomy places the organism in Eukaryota, Fungi, Ascomycota, Sordariomycetes, Xylariales, Xylariaceae. The coding region runs from base 659 to 2605 and encodes 648 amino acids.
CGGGAUGAAGAGGUUGAAUCGACUGACUAGCUAACUAGAAAGGAAAUGAGCAAAGGAGAUGCGAGCUACCUAUACAUACACAAUAGGGAGCUGCGAGCUCAGUUAGGUAAGCGAGCAACCAGUGAAGAGGUAGAGAGCUAAGUAUAGGUGGCUCUCUACGCGACAACAAGUUAGUGGGGAUAUGAGCUUUGGUGCUGUGACGUUGAGGGAUCCCUGCCGCGUCGCGGCGAAUCUGGGUUGGUUAACCUGCUACCCAGCUUAUCGUGUUACUAAAGCGGAACAGCGAGAGGAAGCGAGAGAGAGGAAGCGAGAGAGCGUGUGUGUGUGAAUACAAUCUUCUGUUUCCGGUGUGCCAAAAACUCUUACGAAAGAACAAGAUUAUGCCGGAUUCGUGAGGACGUGGGCAGUGAGACAAGAGAGGUGGCAUAAGAAGAGGCAGAAGCUCUAGUCAACCUGGGGUGGACGCCUGUAUGGGCCAUAGUGUACGAACAAAGCCCGCAAAUAGCUGUAAUCUUGCGUGUCGAAGGUUCAGUAUCUAUCCCUUUGUACUCAGGGGGAAAAUAAAAGGGCUCACCAGACGUACAAAGCUUGCGUGCCUCCUCCAGCAGACAGCGUUGUUCACUUCCCAACUUUGGCUAACCAAGAGCACGAAAUCACUAUGUCGGGGGAUGGAGCGUUCAAUUGGGCCGAUGGCCUCCAGCAUAUUAACAAACUUCUUUUGGAAGAGUUGUUUGACCAUAAGAAAGUCAUCUCCGUCAAUGAGAACUUCGACAGGACCCUUGUUGAAAGAAUAAACCUCGAGGUCUUGACCAAGGUUGUCCCUCCCUUCUCCGAAAGAGUAAAUGGGUAUCUCCAAGACCAGAUCAAGGCGUUAAAGGAUCAGGUGGCGGAAUCCCGAGACGAUUACGAAAGGUUGAACAAGGAGAAGGUGCAGCAAGAAGCAGACAUCGAAAGCGCAAACAGAAAUUUCAGACUCAUGCAGGAGACUCGCCAUGAGGAACUAGUCCGGAUUGAUGAGGAAGCUGAACAGAGAAAGCAGGAGGAAGAGGAUACGAGGCAGAGCCUACAGAAGCAAAUUACAAAGCUGAAACAGGAUCUCCUGGAGGCGAGAAGGACCACAGGCACCCGCGAAGGAUACGUCGAUGACUUGCACAAUGCCUAUGAGGCAUUACAACAAGAGAUAGGGACGACGAAAACGGAGCUGGAAAAAGUCCAGAACGAACUUCAAGAGGCACGGGACGAGACCCGCGAAACGAUCGAAAAUAUAAAGGACGAGCGCCUGGGCGUUGGUGAGACCAAGAUGCAACUCGACAAAGCGAGAGAGGAAUUGGAGGCCCAUCGCAAGAGGCAAGAAUCGCUCGAGGCUAGGACCCGGGAACUGGAAGCUCUAAGGACUGCCGCCGAGGGGAAUGCGCAAAGGCUUCAAGACCUUGCACAGCAGAGGCAAAGGGACAUAGACAGCCUCCAGGAAGCGUUAAAGGCCGCCAGGGGAAAUUUAGAGGACGACGAGCAUCAGCAAACCGAAUAUCUCAAGAAACUCGAACAGCAGAUCACGGAACAUCUCAAGUUUCUCAAAGAGAAAGUGGGGGAGCUCCGGGAAGUUCUGGGUGAUGAGAGCAAGAAGCUCGACGACUUUUUCAACAAAGCACCAGAUCAACUCGAGGCAAUCAUAAGGAGGCUCCGUGAUGCUCGCGAGGGCGGCGAAGGACAUGCCGACGACGAAACAAGCCGCAAGCUAACCCAAGAUCUCGAGAGGUUGGCCAGCGAAAAGAGCUACAGCUCCUUUACAGGGCCCUCGUCCUCAGGGGAAAGCUUCCCAACGAACGACCUACACGCAGGGACUAAGGAACGUGCCAAGAAGGCAGAAAGGCUGGAAGCCGAAGUCAAGCGGCUCACCGACCAGCUCGCACAAAGCGGCGAGCGCCACAGGGAGCUCGUGGACGAUUUCACCGGGCAGUACCGCGAGAUGAUCCGGCACGGGGAGAUCGUGGGGGCCGAGCUCGACCAGCAGAUCAGAGCCAGCCAGGAGUCGCUGGACCAGUACCGGGAGCGGCUCGGCCGGCUCAACCGCGAGAUGGAGAGGAACCCCGGGGACGCCGAGGCGGCACGGAACCGGCGACGGGUCGUCGGGAUGCAGGGGGAGAUUGAUCGGAUCAACAGCAUCAUCCGGACCCUGACGGACGAGAAGACCUUCUUCGACGACGCGGUACGGCAGCUCGAAGGCGCCCGAAGGCGAGCCGGCGUAGCAGCUGCGCCCGCAGAGCCGCCGCAGCCGGAGGAGGGCGGCGGCGGCGGCGGCGGUACUUUCUGGCUGACUGCGAUCGCAUCACUGGCCUGGAACCUAGCGCAGACGCUGCUCCGAGUGGUGUUCCGGGGCCGUCUGAAUCUGGUGCUCUACGUAGGGGCAUUCCUAUCGAUGACGACGGCCGCGCUCGCGUUCGGCCUCGAGCUCGCGUCGUGGCGGUACGCGAACUCGCCGACGCGGCGGGGCCUGUACGCCAACUCGGUGGACGCGUCGACAAUCUGUUUGAAGUUGCCGACUUUGGAAGUGUUUACGAGUUUCUUCGCCGCGCUUAUGGCGGGCCGCUGGAAGCUGGUGGUCUGAGCACGCUCGCGUCUGUACUGAGAUAUAUAUAUAUGUGUAUAUACCUACCCACGGUUAGAGGGAGGCGGAGUUGCAUAUCCAGGAUGAACGCUCGCGAGGGUAACUUGGCUAUGGAUUACUUCCGAUGUCGAAUUCAAGGCAACGGGGCUGGGGUUCACCGCCAGACGGGACCAGCAGAAAGGUAGAUGAUGUUGGCGUCAGGUAGACCUAGAUCAAGUAGUAUUAGGAGGUAAUUGAGAU